Vicia villosa (hairy vetch) is the source of this 5101-nucleotide messenger RNA. Its product is annotated as putative disease resistance protein At3g14460. Bases 190 to 3963 code for a protein of 1257 amino acids. Gene Ontology annotation, molecular function: ADP binding. The transcript has 3 exons. Gene Ontology annotation, biological process: defense response to other organism. The record is from RefSeq and is a predicted model, not a curated record. NCBI's taxonomy places the organism in Eukaryota, Viridiplantae, Streptophyta, Magnoliopsida, Fabales, Fabaceae.
GGCGUAGCAUGAGAUUUUUCUUAUCCAAUCGAUAGCCUACUUAACCGUUCUCUCCUUUCACACUUUCAGACGUUAACAGAAUCUUACAAAAAUCAAAAAGAAACAACAGAGUUUUGUUACACAUUCACACUUUCAUUUUGUUCACAUUUCUUUCUCAACCUAAUCUUCUUCCUCUAAACUAAGCAACUAAUGGAAGCUAUUCACAGAGAAAAACUCUUCUCACUCUCAAAUUCCGUGAAGCUGUUGUUAGCCAAGAUCGGUUCUACCGAGCUCGUCGACAGCUUCCGGAAGACGAAGCUCGACGCCUUACUCUUGACAAAGCUGAAAAGAAGAUUAACAAGGAUCGUAGUUCUACUCAACGAUGACGCCGUUUUCAACGAAUGGUUCGAUAUGGUGAGAGAUGCUGUCUUUGAACUCGAAAGUUUGUUCGACGAAAUCAACACCGAGGCAUUGCGACGCAAAGUGGAAGCAGAGUAUAAAACCCUAACUCCUUCUUCUACUUCCCUUUCUCAAGUGCUAAAAUAUUCUAUUUAUUCUCCUUUCAAACCUUUCAAACGGUUUAAUAAAGUGAUUAAGUCGAAAUUGCUGAAAUCAAUUGAAAGAUUAGAGUUAUUGAGUUCAGGAAGUGGAGAGAAAGGUAAAUUAGGUGUUCCCAAUUCGAACGGUGUUUGGCUCGAAACUCCGGAAAUUGAAAAUUCUGAUGUGCUUGAUGAGAAUUUUAUUUAUGGAAGAGAUAGUGAUAUAAGCAAACUUAAAAGUUUUUUGUUGUCAGAAGAUGAUGAUGCUAGUGAGGGUGAUUGUAAAGUAAGAAUGAUUUCCAUUGUAGGUAUGGGAGGGAUUGGUAAAACUGCCCUUGCUAAACUCCUUUACAAUGAUCCGCAAGUUAAGGAGAAAUUUGGAUUGAGAGGGUGGGCGCUUGUUUCGAAAGAUUUUGUUGUUUUCAAGGUUUUGGAAGCCUUUCUUAAUUCUAUCGAUUCACGGGAUAUCAGGAAUGAUGAGGUGAAUCGGGAAGUUAUUGAAUUUGCUAACACAAAGAGAAAUGAGCCUGGUGACCUUUACGCGAAUCUUGUAUUACUGAUGUUCAAGAAAAUUAUUAGCAAUAACUUGUUUUUGCUUGUAUUGGAUAAUGUGUGGGGUGCGGAAUCUGUCAAUUGGACACAUUUGAUGAACAUAUUUAAUGUUGGGGAAAAGGGAAGCAGGAUCAUCGUCACAACACGGGAUGAAAGAAUUGCACUAUCCAAGGAAACUUUUCUUUCUGUCCACUACUUGAAACCUUUGACAAAUGAAGAUUGCUGGUUUUUACUUGCUAGAAAUGCAUUUGGAGCAUGUGAAGAUCCACAACAGUCCAAUCUAGAAGAAAUUGGCAAAGAAAUUGCAAAAAAAUGUUACGGGUUACCAUUUCUUGCGGUGGCACUUGGGGAUUUUCUACGCAACAAAUUGUCCCCAGAUUAUUGGAAUUAUGUGCUAGAAAGUAACAUUUGGGAAUUGACAGAUCAUGACGUGCAACCUUUUCUACAAUUGAGCUACAAUUAUCUUCCGACUCCUUUGAAACGAUGUUUUGCAUAUUUUUCAAUUUUUCCAAAGAAGUCCAUCAUAGAAAAAAAUAUGGUAGUUCAGUUGUGGAUUGCAGAAGGCUUAGUAGAAUCGUCUACAGACUCUACAGAUCCAGAAAAAGUUGGAGAGGAAUACUUUGAUGUACUAGUGUCAAGAUCGUUGAUACAUCGACGAUCUAUUGGUGAUGAGGAAGCAACCUUUGAAAUGCACGAUGUCUUUCAUGAUUUAGCUAUUGAGGUUUCAUCUCCAUAUUGUAUACAUUUGGAUGACCAUAACCUACAUGAUGCGGUGCAUAACUUAUCAUACAACAGAGGGAUAUAUGACUCGCAUGAUAAAUUUGAUAAGUUGUAUGGAUUAAAAAGUCUACGUACCUUUCUAGCAUUACCAUUACAAGAACAAUCGCCUCUUUGUUUGCUAUCAAACAAGGUAGUAGAAGACUUGCUGCCAACAAUGAAACAAUUACGCGUCUUGUCUUUUUCGAACUACAAGAGUAUCACUGAGGUUCCUAACUCUAUUGGAAAUUUGUUAUACCUGCAGUACUUAAAUCUUUCUCACACUAAGAUUGAAAGAUUGCCUUCUGAGACAUGCAAGCUUUACAAUUUGCAGUUUUUGUUGUUGGCAGGCUGUAAAAGGUUAACUGAAUUGCCAGAGGACAUAGGAAAAUUGGUUAAUCUGCGGCACCUUGACGUUAGUGACACUGCAUUGAGGGAGAUGCCCGUACAAAUAGCCAAACUAGAGAAUCUCCACACUUUAUCUGACUUCGCUGUAAGCAAACAUAAUGAUGGAUUAAAGGUUUCAGAGUUGGGAAAAUUUCCCCACCUCCAUGGAAAACUUUCCAUCUCACAACUACAGAAUGUUAAUGACCCCUCUGAAGUAGAUCAAGCCAAUUUAAAGAUGAAAGAACUAAUAGACAAAUUAGCUUUGGAAUGGGACUAUGGUAAUACUUUUCCAGAUUCACAAAUUAAAAGUGUUAUACUUGAACAUUUGCAACCCUCAACAAAUUUGAAAAGUCUCACCAUCAAAGGCUAUGGUGGAAUCAACUUUCCAAAUUGGCUGGGUGAUUCUUCAUUUAGAAACAUGGUGUAUUUAAGAAUCUCGAAUUGUAAUGAUUGUCUAUGGCUUCCACCCCUUGGACAAUUGAGUAAUUUGAAAGAACUCAUUAUUGAAGGGAUGCAAUCAGUAGGGACAAUUGGUAUUGAAUUCUAUGGAAGUGGUGGUUCUUCAUUUCAACCAUUUCCCUCUUUGGAGAAUCUACACUUUGAGAAUAUGCAAGAGUGGGAGGAAUGGGACUUGAUUAGAGGUACGACUACAACGUUUCCUAGUCUUAAAACUUUAUCGCUUAGUAAGUGCCCAAAACUGAUUGUAGGAAACAUAGCUGACAAAUUUCCUUCCUUAACUAAACUUGAGUUAAGUGAAUGUCCUUUACUGGUGCAAUCAAUGCCAUUAUCUGAUCGUGUAUUCAGGCAACUGAUGUUCCCUUUGAAUUCUCUUCAACAGCUGACCAUAGAGGGCAUUCCAUCUUCCAUGUCUUUUCCAUCAAACGGUCUACCAAAAACCUUGAAAUUUCUCAUAAUCAGUAAUUGUGAAAAUCUAGAGUUCCUUCCUCAUGAUUACUUGUCCAAUUACACAUCGCUUGAGGAACUGAAAAUAUCUUAUAGCUGCAAUUCAAUGACAUCAUUUGCCUUGGGUGCUCUCCCUGUACUGAAGAGUCUAUUUAUUGAGGGUUGUAAAAAUCUGAAAUCAAUAUUAAUUGCAGAAGAUACGUCACUGAAGUGUCUCUCAUUUCUUAGAAGCAUCAAAAUAUGGGAUUGUACUGAACUGGAGUCAUUUCCCCCAGGUGGAUUGGCCACUCCAAACCUUGUUUAUUUUGCAGUGUGGAAGUGUGAGAAGCUUCCUUCACUACCAGAAGCGAUGCACACUCUAACUAACCUUCAAGAAAUGGAAGUUGAUAAUCUACCAAAUCUUCAAUCUUUUGUCAUAGAUGAUUUACCUAGCAGUUUGCAAGAACUGACUGUUGGCUCUGUUGGAGGGAUCAUGUGGAAUACUAAGCCAACUUGGGAGCAUCUCACUUGUCUUUCAGUGUUGCGAAUUAACGACGACAAUACAGUGACCACGCUGAUGGGGCCAUUUCUACCUUCAUCUCUUGUGACACUAUGCAUUUGUGGUCUUGGUGAUACAAGCUUUGAGGGGAAGUGGCUUCAACAUCUCGAUUAUCUCCAAAAUCUUGAGAUUGUUAACGCUCCCAAACUUAAGACUUUGCCAAAAAAAGGAUUGCCUUCAUCUCUUUUAGUACUAAGUAUAACUCGUUGUCCAUUACUAGAAGCAAGUUUGCGGAGGAAGCGAGGGAGGGAGUGGCGUAAGAUUGCUCACAUUCCGGCUAUAAUUAUCGAUGACGAACUGAUCACAUAAGUUUCAUGUCUAGAUCAGCCAAAGGCUUCAAGUGGGAUUGCUGGCUUGCAACAAGAUGGCAGCAGUGAAAUCUAAGGAUUCGAAAAAGGAGAUGAUUGUUGAAGUAACUACGAUGGGCAGCAAUUAUCUAUCAGACUUGAUUUCACAGCAACUGCUGGCCACGACAUACGAAACAACAACGUUAAUAAUAUGCAUCUUAUUUGUCUUCAGCAGAUUUCUGUCCCGCAGCUAGUUCAAUGAAAAAAUUUGGCCCUAAAUGGUGAAGUGAUUUGAAAUGGUAUGCACUCAACUUGGGUGACUAGCAAGUUCACAUUGUUAAUUCCAGUAGAUACUACGCCAUCACUGUUGCCACUCUUGUUCCUUUUUAUUCGUCGAUGCGUGUACUGUUAUGGUUCCUUCACACUCAACAGAACUAGUAACCUGGUUCUGUUUAGAGGACAUGUUUAGAUGGAUUUGAAGGCACUAGUGACAGUAAUGUCAUACAAGGAGCGAUAACCGACUACAUAUCUUCUCUUUUCUAGCCAUGUCCAUGUUGACAAUGUCUAUUUGUUAGAAUGUUUUGGCACAUUAAAAUGAUAGAUUUUGGUGAAUUUGAAAUUAAAAUGUAUUAAAAGCUUGAAGGAAAGAGAAUCACAAUGUAGUCUUAUAUGUUACUUAAAUCUUAUUUUUGAAAAAUUGGUCUUUUAUUCAAUAAUGAUUAGGUUUCUACAAUUAAUGUUUAUAUACUUUUUAAUACCUGAAUGUAAAAUAAUAAUUAUCAUCAACAUGUUAAGUCAAUUUUUCUUUGUUUUUAAGUGAACUUCUCUUAUUGAUCAUAUAUUCAUAUGUAUAUGGUGAUGGUACUGUAUGAUCAGAAUAGAUGCUUGUGUUUAUUUUAUUUAUAAUUUAAUAGUUACACGAAAAUAGCUUGAGACAUAUAGGAGGCUGCAUUAUUUAUUUUUUUCUUUUGGAGGGGCUAAAACUUAAGAUGAUGAGAUGGUGCCGGAUCCAAGACUGAGAAGAUCUUAGAGUUUAAAGAGCAUUUAUUAAUGUAUUUAGAAAAUUUUUCAACUCAUCUCCUUCAAUUUUUUAAAGACUUCCCAAAAGCUUCAAAUUGAUUUUUUUUUAAAGAAAAUGCUAUUUAGUACCAAAGAAUUUA